AUGGCAAAUCUGAUCGCACUAAAGCUUCCUGCCUCUUCCCACCACACCACCUUCAUCAUGUCAUUCUCUCGAAGGCGAGGGACUGACGACAAAACUCCACCAUUGACCUCCCCAGUUCCUAUCGGAACGGUCCGCUGUUAUUUCGGACCCCGCUUCUAUUCCUUUGUUAACAAGUACUACCCGUUAGAUGUCAGUCUAUUGAGCUGCUAUAACUGGGCUUUGGCUUUGCAAUUAGCGGUCAGACGAGCCAAGUUUGGCACCACCCAGGACGAGCAGACUCUAUGCAUUCGAGGGAGGCAGAAUGGGGAAUGUCCUAGGACGCUAAGCGACGUUUACCCUUAUGCUGGAGUGAUAUUACGAAUGCCUGGGCAUAUCGGACCUUUUAAAGCACGAUCCGAAUUCACUUCGUUGACAUAUACGCUCAAAAUGACGCAUCGGACUGGUGAGUUCUACGGUAUGAACGAGGCAUUGUUCUCAUCGGCAUUGGUAGAAAUGGUUUUCAACAUACUUGUCGCCUGGCCCCUGAUUGUCGUCGGUGUCGCAGGCCUGAUCUCGCUCUUCUAUAUCGUCAAGCAAUAUGACGCUUCAUUGUACCCUCGUUUCAUGGCUUGGGCUUGUAUCUUGGGCGUUAUGGAGCUCUUUCGCGAAUUCAGCGCCAAAGACAACUCCACAGGCUUCAUGAGUUGCAUUACCACCAUCUCUCUUUGGCACAGUCUCCGGCCUCGAAAAGCUCGGGUCAAGCCCCAUAUGGAAGCUGUGGUUCCGAGCGUAUCAUCGCCGACUAAUGCAGAGUCUGAAGGAAACACAUAUUACCUUUUUCCUGAAACACAGGGCAUUCCAUCCUGUAUAGCCGAGCCGUAUGGAGAUUAUAUGGAAAUUUUUGCGACGUCGUUUGGGUUCCUGAAAAUGUUAUUCUAUAAUGACCAUAUAGGCUCCCUAGCUCUUCGUGUUGUGGAUUUCUUCCUCCUUAGUUACGCAACCUUCAUCGUAGGCAUCAUGGGCCUUCCCAUGCCCAACGGACGUAUUCCACAGGCGUCUGUUCAUACCGACUCCCUCACUAUCUAUGAAACCCGCCUCGAAGUCAUUCACACCGCUAAUAGCAAUAACACCGAGAUCCGCAAAAUGUUAGUCGGUCGAGUAGCAAAUUAUGCGUUUCCAGAUUGGGCUUUGUCUCGUCGCUACCCCACGUUCGACGGUCACGAGUUUUCCAUGGACUACCAUGGCGGCUGGUCCAGGUGGUGUCACGGGGGGCAUUGUCGCUCCCCAACUUUGACCAUUCGGCUGCAAAGGAAGAAAUAUAAUAGGAAUGUGAGUGUUUUAAAACGACAGCUUGGAGUCUUGGACGAUGCAUUAGCCGUAAAGCUGCCCGGUGACUGCCCAGAGUUACAAGCAGAAGGGCCGGCCAUGUAA
Messenger RNA from Lindgomyces ingoldianus, 1410 nucleotides. RefSeq lists its product as uncharacterized. Lineage: Eukaryota; Fungi; Ascomycota; Dothideomycetes; Pleosporales; Lindgomycetaceae. Gene Ontology annotation, biological process: monoatomic ion homeostasis; borate transport; transmembrane transport. The record is from RefSeq and is a predicted model, not a curated record. Gene Ontology annotation, cellular component: plasma membrane. Gene Ontology annotation, molecular function: solute:inorganic anion antiporter activity. The coding region runs from base 1 to 1410 and encodes 469 amino acids. The transcript has 10 exons.